CUGCCAAUUGCAUUUGGAGCAUCGCUUGGUUGGCUGGAAUUUGGUAUCAUCGAAUACGACACAAUUUCUUUGGUAUUUGCACCCUUUUUGGCUGUGUUACAGGGCCUGCAAAUUGUACAACUGCAAAAAUAUUGUAAAGCACUUACAUCUGACGACCCACAUACUUUUAUCCUCUCCUUUACCGGUAUAAAAAGAGAUUUCAAUCAAAAAAAAAUUAUCAAGCUGUUGAGAAAAACAGUAUUUUUGAAAACAAUAAAAAAAGAAAGAGUUUUUUACGACAGUUUUACUGCAUUUGGUUUACUCUUUCCAGCAGUUUUUUCAGCUGUAUCUACAAGACCGCACUUUGAUGCAGCAUGGGAACCGCUGGAUUUCCUUCUUACUGUUAUGUCUCUGAUAUUUAUGGCCAAUUUCAAAUAUUCGGAGCUGUGGUUACAACUUAACUUGAACGCUGGAACAUUUGUGGUAUAUGAACACAUGAAAUAUUGGCUGGCAAGCAUAGGACAAUGGUUUAUGCAAAAUAUGGCACAUGCAACAAUCUUUAGUGUAGCUGGAAAGUUACUAUUUCUUGGUUCAUUAGUUAGAUAUUUUUCGGAAAAGAAUAACUUUCUAAAAUAA
Messenger RNA from Enterobius vermicularis (human pinworm), 615 nucleotides. NCBI's taxonomy places the organism in Eukaryota, Metazoa, Nematoda, Chromadorea, Rhabditida, Oxyuridae. The record is from the annotation of a GenBank genome assembly.